This is a messenger RNA of Alnus glutinosa, 1008 nucleotides long. RefSeq lists its product as uncharacterized. The record is from RefSeq and is a predicted model, not a curated record. The transcript has 4 exons. The coding region runs from base 1 to 1008 and encodes 335 amino acids. NCBI's taxonomy places the organism in Eukaryota, Viridiplantae, Streptophyta, Magnoliopsida, Fagales, Betulaceae.
AUGCCGUUUUCGCCUUCCUCCUCUACUCAUGCACCUGUUUUCACUGACCCCUCCAUUACCUUGUUCCUUGACUCUUCUGCAGACAUAUUAAGCUCAUUGGACGAACCUUCUCCAGCGGCUUCCAAUUUGUCUGAUUCAAUUGAUGAUCCUCCUGCUACAUCACACAUCCUUGAGUCUUCACAGGAACCCCGUCGUUCUAGUAGAAAAGCUAUGUCUGAUGAACUAGAUGCCCUUUCCCAAACCCAUACAUGGGACUUGGUGGAUUUGCCUCUAGGAAAUUAUUUUAGAUGGAUGUUAAAAAUGCCUUCCUCAAUGGUGAUCUUGCGGAAGAAGUCUAUAUGCAUCCUCCAGCUGGAUUUCACCAUUCGCCAUACAAGGUUUGUCGACUUCGUGGUGCACUUUAUGGUUUCAAGCCGGCUCCUUGUUAGCACUGUGCAGAUCGGCCGCCUGUUGCCCACCAGCCGCCUAUUGGCCGUCACCACACCGACGUCGAACUGCAACCGACAUCCAGCGGCCGGUAGGCGGGGCACUUUAUUUCAAGGUCUUCACUUCUCCUUUCAUUCAUCUCUUGAGCUUCGAGCCUACUCUGAUGCCGAUUGGGCUAGUGAUCCUACGGAUUGCCGCUCCACCACAGGUUAUUGUUUCUUACUUGGGACUUCUUUAAUUUCAUGGUGGAACAAGAAACAACCUAUUGUUGCUCGAUCCAAUACUGAAGCUAAAUAUCGUACACUUGUUGACACUACUUUUGAACUUCUUUGGUUGCGCUGGCUCUUGUUUGAUAUGGGUAUCUCUCCGUCUGGCUAUUCUCCCAUCCAUUGUAAUAAUCGGAGUGCUAUUCAGAUUGCUCACAAUGAUGUUUUUCAUGAGCGCACUAAACAUAUCGAGAUUGACUGUCACUUCAUCAAACAUCAUCUUCAAGAUGGCACUUUACAUCUCCACUUAGUCUCCCCUGAAGAUCAACUUGCUGACAUCUUUACCAAAAUCUCAUCCACCAGGACGACUACGUGA